Penicillium oxalicum is the source of this 1161-nucleotide messenger RNA. Its product is annotated as putative integral membrane protein. The transcript has 6 exons. The record is from RefSeq and is a predicted model, not a curated record. NCBI's taxonomy places the organism in Eukaryota, Fungi, Ascomycota, Eurotiomycetes, Eurotiales, Aspergillaceae. The coding region runs from base 1 to 1161 and encodes 386 amino acids.
AUGACUGUGCUAUCAACCUCUCGAGGUCGCUCGGCCCUGGCGAUCAGUACUGUGUUUACCUGUCUCGCGACGGCCUUGACAUUUGUGCGCAUCUAUACCAGAGCCUUUUGGGCGAAGAAGAUUGGCUCGGAUGAUUAUAUGGUUCUGGCUGCGUUGGCGUGCUCGUGGAUCUUCUUUGGGCUAUUUGUGGGAGAGGUUUACCAUGGCAUGGGCGAACACUAUGAAAAGAUUCCUCAAGAAACAUUCAAAACUCAAAUGCUGUGUUUCUGGGCCUCGGUCCCUCUCUACCAGUCCACCCUCGUCCUCACCAAGAUCUCCAUCAUUCUUCAAUAUCGUCGAGUCUUCCCCAUGUCCAGCAUGCGACUCGCCUGCAACAUCCUUCUCGGGUUUCUCUAUGUCUUUGGUCUCUGGGCAGUGGUCAGUGCCUGGGCCAUGUGUGUUCCACUUCGCAAGUUCUGGGAUCCUACCGCGCCAGGAUUCUGCUUCGACAAAAACGCGCUUUGGUUCUCCAAUUCAGCCCUUCACAUUCUGACCGACUUCCUGAUCCUGGUAUGGCCCAUGCCGGUGCUCAAGUCGUUGCAGCUGCCUAAGCGGCAGCGAUUUGCGUUGAUGGCAAUCUUUGCACUGGGUAUUUUCGUCACAAUCACGAGCGUCCUACGCUUGAGGAGUCUUCAUCUGAUCACCAUUUCCACUGACCCAACAUACGACAAUGUCGGCGCCGCCGAAUGGUCCGCCAUUGAAUGCAAUGUCGCCAUCAUGUGUGCCUCACUCCCCAGCACUCGCGCCUUCUUCUCCAAACUUCUCCCUCGCGUCUUUUCCAACGGCAGCGCCGCCUCCCGCAGCAAAAUCACACGGCCCUCGCGUACCGGUCGUAGUCAACUCACUGGUACCGAAAUGGGCCACUCACAUAUCCAAUCCUCCGUCAUCGCUGACCUUAACGAGCGAGAUUACGACCUGAAGAAACUCAGGCUAUCGCUUCCUUCAUUCCACGGUAGCGGUGAGAGUGAUGAUACCAAUCAGAUGGAUUAUGAGAAGAGUAAUUUGGCCGGUAUCAAGAUCACCACGACGUUGGUCACGCAGGAGCUUAGCCUGGGUCAUCCGUGUGAUAAUGAUCUCGAGACGGGGAGUACGAGAAAACUCGUGCGGAAAGAAAGUUUGUGA